GGGGCGGUGCGGCGGGAGGCGCUUCCGGAGAGCGGGGCCUGCGCGCUGCUCUUCCCCGCGGAGCCCGCGCAGUCCGCGCAGCCCGCAUUGCGACUGGGCCCGCGCGCAGGCCUUACAUAGGAAGUCCUUCUAAAGAGCUGCCUGCCAGCUACCCUUCCCCAGAUCCCGAAUAUCCUCCUGGCCAGGUGGAGCAGAGAACAGUCCCUCAGCUGGUCAUGCUGAGCUCAAACCCUGAUGGCUGCUCCAUGAGGUCAAGACUGGGUCUCCUCCCUCCUCCCCCUUCACCAAUGCCUGGUCUCACGGGGCUAGUUUUGACCCCCACGCUAUGGCAUCAUCGACCUCCCUCCCAGCUCCUGGCUCUCGGCCUAAGAAGCCUCUAGGCAAGAUGGCUGACUGGUUCAGGCAGACCCUGCUGAAGAAGCCCAAGAAGAGGCCCGACUCCCCAGAAAGCGCCUCCAGCGAUGCUUCACAGCCUACCUCACAGGACAGCCCGCUACCCCCAAGCCUCAGCUCAGUCACAUCUCCCAGCCUGCCACCCACACACGCGAGUGACAGCGGCAGUAGUCGCUGGAGCAAAGACUAUGAUGUCUGCGUAUGCCACAGUGAGGAGGACCUGGUGGCCGCCCAGGACCUGGUCUCCUACUUGGAAGGCAGCACUGCCAGCCUGCGCUGCUUCCUGCAACUCCGGGAUGCAACCCCAGGCGGCGCUAUCGUGUCCGAGCUGUGCCAGGCACUGAGCAGUAGUCACUGCCGGGUGCUGCUCAUCACGCCGGGCUUCCUUCAGGACCCCUGGUGCAAGUACCAGAUGCUGCAGGCCCUGACCGAGGCCCCAGGGGCCGAGGGCCGCACCAUCCCCCUGCUGUCGGGCCUCAGCAGAGCUGCCUACCCACCUGAGCUCCGAUUCAUGUACUACGUCGAUGGCAGGGGCCCUGAUGGUGGCUUUCGUCAAGUCAAAGAAGCUGUCAUGCGUUGUAAGCUACUACAGGAGGGAGAAGGGGAACGGGAUUCAGCUAUAGCAUCUGAUCUACUUUGACUUUUAGGAGACAGCCCUGUAGCCUAGUAGUUCAAAGUGCAGCCUUCGGAAAAGGCUGUUGGGGUUUGCAUCCUGGCUCCUGUACUUAUUAUCAACCCAUAAAAAGUAACGUGGUCAAGUUACUCACCCCCUCUGUGCCUUGGUUUCCUCACUGACCACCAGGUUUCCAUUGCUAUGAAAUGAGAACAGUAUAUACACUAAGGGCUCAGAACAUGGCCUAGCACAUGUAUUCAUAACAGGCAGAGCCUAGCACAAAUCAGGUCCUCAAUAAGUUAGUAGCUAGUAGUAGUAACAGUAACAGCAUUAGGUUUCUCUGAGAUUAGGCUGGAGAUGUCCAUCAGGAGCUGGGAAGGUGCCGGGAGGGACAUUGAUUUAGUAAGGCAAAAUGAUGCAAAAUAAUAGGAAAGAAGUGCAUGUAAGUGUAUCUGGGGAGGGCCAUGCUAUUGCAGUAGUUUUGGAAGUGUGGUAAUAGAUAAAAAGGUAGAAGAGGCAGGACCUGUUGGGGAAAACAGAGAUGCUGGGUUUGGAAGGGGUGACAACGCUGUGAUUGGUCUCUUUCAGAUCUGCAGACACUCAGUUGACACUUGUUAUAUCACGGGACCCCGGAAGUUGGAGUAAAGCUGGAAACAGAAAACCCAUGCAGGGCCUCGGAUUCCCACAGAUGUGACAAGAGGUAUAGGGAGCGAGUCUGCAGCACUUUGCUCAUGACCCUGGGAUCAGAGCACCCAUCAGGCUUCCAUUACUGUGGGCUCCCUAAGAAGACCAUGGAGAGGUUGGGGACUCCCCUAUGAAGGCCGUGAAGCUGGGGAUUCCCCCUAAGAAAGCCAUGAGGAAGCUGGGGACUCCCCAAGAAGGCCAUAAGGAAGCCAGAAAUUGGAGGUGGUAGGAGGUGGUACUGAUCAAUGAUGGCCAGCAGGGCUCAUCUCCUGCCUAACUGGACAGGAAGCCUGGUACCCACUUCUGUCUUCCCCUGCAACUGGGCACUGGCAUACACUGGUAUCACUCCUAAAGAGGUGACUCACCUGACUAAUCAGCAAGAAGCCUAGAUUGCAGGCCUCACCAUGGAUGGUCUUCCCAGUUGCCUGGGGAAACCCUGGAAUGGGCGUCAGGAGAAAGCAAGAAUCCAGUCCUUCACACUCACACUACUCUGUUCUUCUUCCCAGAGACAUCGAUUCACUUCAGAAAGCUGUAGGGAAGAUGCAGUCAGCACUGCACUGUAUUUCUUAUUUAUUGCCUAAGUGCCAUUAAAGACACAAACCUAGAAGCCUAGAAGCCAUUCUGAAUAUGGGGGUGGGGUGGUGGAGGGAGCAAGUGAAGAGAUGGGAAGCCAGGGCUCAGGGUUCAACGCCUUCACCUGAGAUCACAAGCCCAUGGAUGCUGUGACAUCUGGGAGCUUCAUCAGUGGUCUGGCUAAAGCUGAUACUUUCACAGUCACCAUCUUUACCUUUGGACUGAGAAGAAUCAGCAUUUUUCUUCUGGCAGAUGACUGCAUUCCUUAUAGGACAGGCAAGGUUUCAUUCAUCUGUUCUCAGUAAGUUUGUUGUUGAACUGAAAUGAAUUUCAUUAUUUCCUCCAA
Messenger RNA from Nomascus leucogenys (northern white-cheeked gibbon), 2609 nucleotides. It is a transcript of the gene TIRAP, whose product is annotated as TIR domain containing adaptor protein. The record is from RefSeq and is a predicted model, not a curated record. Gene Ontology annotation, biological process: signal transduction. Lineage: Eukaryota; Metazoa; Chordata; Mammalia; Primates; Hylobatidae.